Malurus melanocephalus (red-backed fairy wren) is the source of this 1982-nucleotide messenger RNA. Its product is annotated as carbonic anhydrase 15-like. Lineage: Eukaryota; Metazoa; Chordata; Aves; Passeriformes; Maluridae. The record is from RefSeq and is a predicted model, not a curated record. Gene Ontology annotation, molecular function: zinc ion binding; carbonate dehydratase activity. Gene Ontology annotation, cellular component: plasma membrane. The coding region runs from base 678 to 1754 and encodes 358 amino acids. The transcript has 6 exons.
GUGCUGAGCUCCCCUGGGAAUGGAGAUGCCCUGGGAGGACAAGGCUGGAAACACUGAGGGAGCUCCUGUUCCCCAGCUGGGACUGAGCCCAGACAUUGGCAGUGCCCAGUGCUGACACUCYACCCUGGGCUGCACCAGGACAAAGAGUGGCGUGCCAUGGCAGCCACAGUGGACCAGUGACCAGCAGGGUGGCUGGCUACAUCCUACAGCUGAGGGUUGCAACAAGUGUUGUUGCAAGAAGAAAUGAUGAUGAGGCGAUGGGGACAAACCACAUAUAGGGGCUGGUUGUGUGGUGUGGCCAUGGUGGCGGCUGUAGGARCCCUGCUCACAGCCCUCGGGCAGCACUGAGGAUUUGCAGGGGGUCCAGUUGGCUGCCAGCACUCCUGUGUGCUCACCCAGCUCCUGCCAUGGUGCCCUCCCACSCCAGGAGCUGCUGAUGGGCAUUGUGUGGUCACACUGGAACCUGUGUGGGAUUUGCCCCAGGAUGAGUUGUGUGGCCAGGUUGCACUGUCACCUGUCACAGACAGACGGAACCAGCGUGAGUAGGUUAAACAUGCUAAAACCCAGGAACGGGCAGAAGGGGCAGGGAGAAAAGCCUGCCYUUCACCAGGAUCAGUGUGGACGCUGCUGCCAGGCUAAAUAUAGCCCCCAGCCCCUCGAGGAAAUCCUGCUGAAUUAUGGAUGAGGCUGUAAUAAGCCCCUGCUCAUCAAUAGGAUGGAAACUUAGCCAGGCAGGAGAGCAGUACCCAUGGGAUGCAAGAGAGCACGGSCAGGUUGGCAGGGACUGGUUGGGGACACAGACACCCGUGGCCUUGUGUCCCCCCCGGGGGCAGCAGUGGCUUGGUGGCUGCCCGUGCUGCCCCUGCUCCUCCUCYGCAGGGCCCAGCCACUGGAAGGAGCUGAAAGCCACGUGCGGUGGUGACAAGCAGUCCCCCGUGAACAUCGACAGGCGCCGGCUGCAGCGGGAUGGUGGCCUCGGGGACAUCCUCUUCGAGGGUUACGACCAGGCUCCCCCYGGCAAGUGGAGGCUGACAAACAACGGGCACACAGUGAUGCUGAACCUGGCAAGUGAGUCGGCCUCUGAGCACAUCACCAUCAGUGGUGGGGGCCUCCCCGGCAGGUACCGCGCGAUCCAGCUCCACUUCCACUGGGGCAGCCUGGCUGGGAAUGGUUCUGAGCACACCCUCGAUGGGCGUCAGCUCCCCAUGGAGAUGCACAUCGUCCACAUGAAUGUCAAGUACCAGACACUGGCAGAGGCCAAGGGGCAUCCCAGUGGRCUCGCUGUCCUCGGCUUCUUCUUCCAGGUCUCUGAGACCCCUAACACCAACUACAACACCAUCGUGGCAGGRCUGAGGAACGUCUCCCGUGCUGGGGACUCUGUGGAUUUGGCCUCCACCUUCCGCCUGAGCACUCUGCUGCCCCGUGCCGGGCUCUCUGGCUACUACCGCUACCAGGGCUCCCUCACCACCCCCGACUGCAGCGAGGCCGUGGUCUGGACUGUGUUCGAGGAGCCAGUGGAGAUUGGCCGGGAGCAGCUGAAGGCAUUCAUCAGCACCCUCCACUUCCCACUCGAGGGAUCCACGCUCAUAAAAAUGAUCAACAACUUCCGCCCGCCGCAGCCCCUCCGCAGCMGGAAGAUCUUUGCCUCUCGGGGGGCCACAGCCAGUGGUGGAUCCCUGCAUGAGGGCUGCCACCAUCUCCUCUGGCCCCUGCUCCUCCUGGCCCUGCUCAGCCUCUUCUUGCCAGCCCCGUAAGGCCUGGCUGUGCUGCAGUGCAGACAGAGGCAGUGCAUCUUGUUCAUGGGAAAUGGGAAACAACAAAAAAAAAGCACAUCGAAACCUUGGCUGGACGAAGAUUUUUUGAACCUGGGUCUCUGCAGAGGAGGAUAUCUGCACGCCUGGAGCUGUCCUGGGAUGCCCCUGUAGCUGGGUGGGGAGAGCUGCUGGGAGGGGGAUGCUGUAGGGGCUGGAAUAAAGCCAAGG